Microcebus murinus (gray mouse lemur) is the source of this 2498-nucleotide messenger RNA. It is a transcript of the gene TXNRD1, whose product is annotated as thioredoxin reductase 1. Gene Ontology annotation, biological process: glutathione metabolic process; cellular response to oxidative stress; cell redox homeostasis. Gene Ontology annotation, cellular component: mitochondrion; cytosol. The record is from RefSeq and is a predicted model, not a curated record. Gene Ontology annotation, molecular function: thioredoxin-disulfide reductase (NADPH) activity; flavin adenine dinucleotide binding; glutathione-disulfide reductase (NADPH) activity. Lineage: Eukaryota; Metazoa; Chordata; Mammalia; Primates; Cheirogaleidae.
CCCCGUCGCCUCGGUUUUCUUCUGUCCGGCAUUUGCAGCGGAGCAGAACGUGGAGGGACCCCUGUAGAUCCUGAUGAAGGCUUCAUCAUUCUCACAUUCAUAAGACCGCCAGGGCCUAGAAGCGGCGCUCUCGGAAUUGACCGCGGAGACCGACGUGCCGGUUGUGUUUGUGAAACAGAGAAAGAUAGGCGGCCAUGGCUCAAUCUUGAAGUGCCUUUUAUUGAAGGAGGAACCUUGGCCAUAAUGCCAGUUGAUGAAUACUGGUUGUGUUUACCAGCCUCUCACAUUAGACCUCUUGUGCAGACUGUCAGGGUGGCGCUGUCUUGUCCCCACUGUUGCUGGUUUCCAGGUGUUCUCCCUUCAGUCCCUGUGCCACCAUGUGUACCUGCCAUGCUCUCCAGGGGUAGUCACAGUGCUGUAUUUCCUCCUCCACAUUCUUCCACUGCAACUCCUUCUGCAGCCCAAGUACCCUGUUCUGCUGAUCCCAAGUUCUGCCUUCCACCCCCUACAUCUGAUGGUAGGAAGGAGAGAAAUAUGCAGUGUGGGCUGGCUUACCAGGAGGGCAGACUUCAAAAGCUACUAAAAAUGAAUGGUUCUGAGGGUCUUCCUGAGUCCUAUGACUAUGACCUUAUCAUCAUUGGAGGCGGCUCAGGAGGACUGGCAGCUGCUAAGGAGGCAGCCAAAUAUGACAAGAAGGUGAUGGUCCUCGAUUUUGUCACUCCCACCCCUCUUGGAACUAGAUGGGGUCUUGGAGGAACAUGUGUGAAUGUAGGCUGCAUUCCUAAAAAACUGAUGCACCAAGCAGCUUUGUUAGGGCAAGCCUUACAAGACUCUCGAAACUACGGAUGGAAAGUCGAGGAGAAGGUUAAACAUGAUUGGGAAAAAAUGACAGAAGCUAUACAGAAUCACAUUGGCUCUCUGAACUGGGGCUACCGAGUUGCUCUGCGGGAGAAAAAGGUGGUCUAUGAGAAUGCCUAUGGGCAAUUUAUUGGUCCUCAUAGGAUUAAGACAACAAAUAAUAAAGGCAAAGAAAAAAUUUAUUCAGCAGAGAGAUUUCUCAUUGCCACUGGUGAAAGGCCACGUUACUUGGGCAUCCCUGGUGACAAAGAAUACUGCAUCAGCAGUGAUGAUCUUUUCUCCUUACCUUACUGCCCGGGUAAGACCCUGGUGGUUGGAGCAUCCUAUGUUGCUUUGGAAUGUGCUGGAUUUCUUGCUGGUAUUGGUUUAGAUGUCACUGUUAUGGUACGGUCCAUUCUUCUUAGAGGAUUUGACCAGGACAUGGCCAACAAAAUUGGUGAACACAUGGAAGAACAUGGUGUCAAGUUUAUAAGACAAUUUGUACCAAUCAAAAUUGAACAAAUUGAAGCAGGGACACCAGGCCGACUCAGGGUGGUAGCUCAGUCUACCACUAGUGAGGAAACCAUCGAAGGAGAAUAUAAUACGGUGUUGCUGGCAAUAGGAAGAGAUCCUUGCACAAGAAAAAUUGGCUUAGAAACUGUGGGAGUGCAGAUAAAUGAAAAGACUGGAAAAAUACCUGUCACAGAUGAAGAGCAGACCAAUGUGCCUUAUAUCUAUGCUAUCGGAGAUGUGUUGGAGGAUAAGCUGGAGCUCACCCCAGUAGCAAUCCAGGCAGGAAGACUGCUGGCUCAGAGGCUUUAUGCAGGUUCCACUGUCAAGUGUGACUAUGAAAAUGUUCCAACAACUGUAUUUACGCCUCUGGAAUAUGGUGCUUGUGGCCUUUCUGAAGAGAAGGCUGUGGAGAAAUUUGGGGAAGAGAAUAUUGAGGUUUAUCAUAGUUACUUUUGGCCAUUGGAAUGGACAGUUCCAUCAAGAGAUAACAACAAAUGUUAUGCAAAAAUAGUCUGCAAUAUGAAAGACAAUGAACGUGUUGUGGGAUUUCACGUACUGGGUCCAAAUGCUGGAGAAGUUACACAAGGCUUUGCAGCUGCACUCAAAUGUGGACUGACCAAAAAACAGCUGGACAACACAAUUGGAAUCCACCCCGUCUGUGCAGAGGUCUUCACAACACUGUCUGUGACCAAGCGCUCUGGGGGAAGCAUCCUCCAGGCUGGCUGCUGAGGUUAAGCCCCAGUGUGGAUGCUGUUGCCAAGACUCCAAACCACUGACAUGUUUCCUUGCCCAAUCCAAGGCAAAGUUUUCAGGAAGGUUCUUGGGCUCCUGGCACCUGUGUCUUGUGCCUACCUCCACCCAAGGCCCCCUUGGAUCUCCUGGUUAGGAAUCAGUGAAUGGAAGGCGGGCAGCAUCACACUGGGGUCACUGACGGACUCGAAACUGACAUCAGGCAGUGCAUCGAAGGGAUGCGUCCAUGAAGUCACCAGCCUCAAGCCUGUGUGGUGGGCAGUGAUGGAACAACUGUCGAAUCAGUUUCAGCAUGGCCUUUCCUUUGUUGGUUUUCUUAUUCCCAUUGUCAAGUUUUCUAACGUUGCUUGUUUUUUUUCUUUUUUCUCCAUGAUGUUAAUGAUAUUACAGAUGAAAAA